AGGCUUGGCUAAUUACUACAACAGGUUCGUGCCACAGUAUGUGAAACUCGCAGCACCACUCACGAAUCUGCUGAAGAAGAACACGCCCUACAAAUGGGAGCCGAAGCACCAGGAAGCCCUGGAGCAGCUGAAACAAGCACUCACGUCCACACCACUACUCAUCUUGCCAGAUCCCGAACGCGACUACGUCAUCAAAGCUGACGCCAGCGACCAGGCAGUGGGAGCAGUCUUAAUGCAGGAUCAGGGGAAUGGACUGCAACCAAUUGCCUACCUAAGUAAGAAACUACACGGGGCAGAACUCAACUACCCGAUACACGACAAGGAGGCCCUGGCUAUCAUCAUCGCCUUCAAAGUGUGGAGAUGUUAUCUUGAAGGACGAAGAACAACCGUCUACACCGACCACUGCAGCCUGAAAUACUUGAAGACACAACCCAACCUUUCCAGGCGGCAGGUCCGGUGGAUCGACUUCCUCGAGACACACUUCCACUACGAUAUCGUGUACAAGCCCGGCCACAAAAACAAAGCAGACUCUCUCAGCCGGCCGCACACAUCUAGUGUUUGACAUGGCCCAAAAGUUGGAUGGCCCUCCUAGGUUUACCGGCUCGGACUUUUCGCU
Molecule: messenger RNA, 616 nt
Organism: Closterium sp. NIES-67
Lineage: Eukaryota; Viridiplantae; Streptophyta; Zygnematophyceae; Desmidiales; Closteriaceae
Source: the annotation of a GenBank genome assembly